Messenger RNA from Toxotes jaculatrix (banded archerfish), 5998 nucleotides. It is a transcript of the gene sema4c, whose product is annotated as sema domain, immunoglobulin domain (Ig), transmembrane domain (TM) and short cytoplasmic domain, (semaphorin) 4C. Bases 534 to 3128 code for a protein of 864 amino acids. Gene Ontology annotation, biological process: semaphorin-plexin signaling pathway; neural crest cell migration; positive regulation of cell migration. NCBI's taxonomy places the organism in Eukaryota, Metazoa, Chordata, Actinopteri, Toxotidae. The transcript is spliced from 17 exons. Gene Ontology annotation, molecular function: semaphorin receptor binding; chemorepellent activity. The record is from RefSeq and is a predicted model, not a curated record.
AGAGCCAGUUUCCCUGUGUAGAAACUGAAUGACAGGAUCAUAUGGCUCGAUUUGCCUCACAGUCGAAACGUUUCAAAUACUAGAAGAAACAAGGGGAGAUAAGUGAGAGACCGGGGGAGAAUUCGUCAGAAAUUGAUGAGGAUGUGGAAUAAUUUAUAACUCAAAUUCAAAAACAAACCCGAGAUAACGGAGAAAGAAGAGAGAGGGGAGAAAAGGAUACUGGAUCUGUCGUCAGAGAGAGAGACGGGGAGGAAAGGCGCAGGACGCGUUGCCUGUAAUGAUCACCACCAUCACCGUGAUAAUAAGCCCAAUGUGACCUUCAUCUGAGCUGCGUGUCUCUAUUCAACAUUCACGAAGAAGACAGAAGAAAAAAGAAAAACGAAAGGGAGAUUAAGAAGAAAGCACACAGACGCGCGAGGGAGGAGAAGAAAAACAAGCUACCAGGAGCCCGGCUGCUCGCUUGAAUCCCUCUGAUCAACUGAUUGAUCCCUCAGUCCAUCACUCAACGCCAGUUCCAACGAAUAGGAGCGGACAUGGGAGCCAUGGGCGGGACGAAGGUCUUGCUCUUGGUGAUUCUGGUUGGAUGGGAGAAGUCGCUGGGUCUCAACUGGAACCCAAUCCCACGCAAGACUGUUCGAUACCAGGAUGCGCUGGACAGCAUGGCGAGGUUCAGCAUUCAGGGAGUCUUCAACUACAGCAUGCUGACUCUGUCCGACCAUGAGAGGGUCUUGUAUGUCGGCGCACGCGAGGCAUUGUUCGCCCUGGACCCCAACAACAUAAGCAGACAGCUACGGCCACAGAUCGACUGGCCGGCUCCACAGGAUAAGAAGAGAGAGUGUGUUGCCAAGGGGAAAAACAACCAGACCGAGUGCUUCAACUACAUCCGCUUCCUGCAGAGCUACGACAACACACACCUCUACACCUGCGGCACUUACGCCUUCCAGCCCAAAUGCACCCUCGUAAAUGCAGACUAUUUUACCCUGGACACUGCAGCCCUUGAAGAUGGGAAGGGCAAAUGCCCAUAUGACCCUGCCAAGGGGCACACUGGCCUGAUAGUGGAUAAGGAGCUGUACUCAGCAACACUCAACAACUUCCUGGGUACAGAACCAGUCAUUCUGAGGAACCUGGGCCAACAGCACUACAGCAUGAAGAGUGAAUACUUGCCUGCCUGGCUCAAUGAGCCGGACUUUGUGGGUUCAGCCCUGGUGAGGGAGAGCAGCGGCAGUAAAGAGGGGGACGACGACAAGAUCUACUUCUUCUUCAGUGAGCGAGCGUUGGAACUGGAAUGUGACACUGAGCUCACCGUGGCCAGAGUGGCCCGUGUCUGCAAGGGGGAUCUGGGUGGUACCAGGACCCUGCAAAAGAAGUGGACCACCUUCCAGAAGGCUCGAAUGGAGUGCUCCCUCCCAGAGCGUCACGUCUCCUUCAACAACCUGAGGGCUGUCUUCACACUGCCGGGGCAGGACUGGCGGGCGACUACCUUCUAUGGCAUCUUCCACGCCCAGUGGGGUGAUGUGGAUGUGUCGGCUGUGUGCCAGUACCAGAUCGGUGAUGUGAAGAAGGUGUUUGAAGGAGCCUACAAGGAGUACAGGGAGGCAUCUCAGAGAUGGGGACGCUACACCGGCACUGUCCCUGUCCCACGGCCUGGAUCGUGUAUAACUAACUCAGACAGGGAGAACGACUACAACAGCUCUCUGCAGCUGCCUGAUGCCACGCUCAACUUUGCCAAGAAGCACCCGCUGAUGGAGGACAAAGCUCUGGCUCGCCCCCUGCUGCUCACCAAGGGUGUCAACUUCACCAGGCUGGCAGUGGAUCGGGUUAGCGCCCUGGACCAGCGGGCGUACAACAUGCUCUUCAUCGGCACAGCGGAGGGCUGGCUGCAGAGAGUGGUGAUCCUCGGCUCAGAGGCCCAUGUGAUAGAGGAGAUCCAGCUGUUCGAGGCAGCCCAGCCUGUGGACAGCCUGACCAUCUCCCACUCCAAGAAGUACUUGUACAUUGGCUCUCGGUCAGAAGUUCUCCAGCUGCCCUUGGCCAACUGCAGCCGCUAUCAGUCUCAGCCAGACUGUCUGCUCGCCCGGGACCCCUACUGUGCUUGGGACAGUGAGGGUCGGGCCUGCGUCCGCAUCGACCUCCACCGCGGGUCCACCUCCUCCCUGUCACAGGACCUCAUGCUGGAAAGGUUCAGCCGGGGAAAAGCCAAGUUCGAUAAGCCUGUCUCCAUCCCAAGCCCUGAGCACUCCCGCCUGAAGAAUGUAACAGUGGUGGUGGGGUCUGACAUGGUGCUGCCUUGCCAGCUGGUCUCCAACCUGGCUCAACCCUGCUGGGUUCUUAAUGACCGUGAGCUCCUGCUUGGUGACCCUGAGGCUGGAGGGCCACGCUUUGACAGGACCCUCAAAGCCCUCGUCAUCCCCGAAGCAGGCCAGAUGCAAGCCGGGCGCUAUAUCUGCUACUCUGAGGAGCAGGGGGUCAAAUUUCAGACAGAGCGCUACCAGGUGGCUGUGGUAGCCAGUGCGCCGGUCUUCAUGGAGGCACGGGCUCCAGAUAGCAGCAUGGGGCUGUUCUGGGUGCUAGUCAUCACCCUUGGAGCGGCGUGCCUGCUGCUGCUUAUAGCAGCUCUGUACCUGCGCAGGAGGCUGAAACUGGCACUAGGAAAGGGAGCCGACAUGAAGCCUCUGGAGAGUACCCUGGUGUACCCCAUCACUUUGCCCAAGGAGCCACCCACCUUUGUGCCCAGCAAGAUGCCCAGUGAUGAGGACCGUUUCUGGGAAACAGGCGCCAACUACUACUACUCAGAUGGCUCGCUGAAGAUCGUUCCCGGUCACGCCCUGGGGCCCAGUAGCGUCAGCAGCACGGCGUCACCCAGCGCCAUUCCCGGCCAGCCCAUCCACUCCCCCAGCCGUCUCAGCCUUACCAACAUCCGAGGCUCUGGUAGCAAUGGCUACAUCCGCCUCAACCUGAGCACAGCAGGGGAGGAGAGGGCUAGCGGUGCUGGCGCUGGGGGCGGUGGGCUGGGAGGCCUAGGGAUGGGCGGGAACGACUACUCCAGCCCCUUCAAGGAAGAGCUGAGACGCACUCUGCAGCAGAGAAGCGUGCUGCCCGACGCGAACCCUGAGGAGUCGUCCGUCUAGGCCUGUCCUCCUCCGUCUCCAUUCCCUGAGUUGGAAAAACAAAACAACCAACCUACCUCCCUCCUUUUGAGGAUGCCUGCUCUCUCUCUUUCAGUGACAAGCUGUCAAUUCCCUGCGCUCUCUCUCUUGCUCUGCCAAUGCCUGUUUGGCUCACUGUAGACAUUUAUAGCACACAGCAUGUUAAAUAUACACACUCAUACACCGUGUUCGCCGACACGCACUCCUGUAAUUAUUGUGUUCUGGGCGACAUCGCCACUUGUGUAAAUUGUGUAUUUAAAAAGGCCAAACGCAGAGGAGAACACCUCAAGUAUGGAAAUCAAAGAAAUGGCAUCACAUGUUUUCUGAAGGGCACAUUUCUUUUACAUUGAGUGGAUCAGGUGAGGCUUUUAGCCCCUGUGCUGAUACCAGUUGAUGACUAGCAAGUGCAACUGACUGGAAAUAUUGAAUUGAUUCUCUGUCCAUUUUUUUUUCCUUUGAGACUUUUUCAGCUUACUGCACUUAAAAACUGGAAGCGCGUCUUCCGUUUUUGUAUUUGUGAGCCAUGAGUGUCAGAGCGGUAUAAAAAGACUAAUUAAUCUCGAAGCAAGACGACAAUCAUGUCCUUAUAGCAGGAGCUCUGCAUGGGACGGAGAGGAGAGGAGAGAGAGCCAGAGACAAAGAGAGAGGAAAUUAAAUGGAAAAUGAAGUGAAUUGGAGUGAAAGGCGCAAGGGAGUUUUCGAAUGAAGGACAAUCUCUCAAGACUUUCUCUGCUCAAUUUGUAUUUUUUUUCUCCACAUUGUAUUUACCCACGGAGAAAGUCCUCGAUCCCUUCCACUUUAAUUUGUUGUGCUGGUUGGUUUGAAUUAAGACACUUCUCGUUAUUCUUUUCUUGUUCUUUUUCUAUGUCUUAUGGACUACAGCAGUGUUCUAACAGCUGUCAAGUGACUAAUGGCUCCGCUCUGUGAAUGACAAUGUGAGGGCGAGCGCUUACAUUCCUUGUUCAGCCCUGCACGGUGACCUUCAAACGCACGUUCAAGUCCAAUAUACUACAAGUGCACUCCACAUUACAUGUACACAGUGUAUAACAGAAAUGUGUUUUGGUUGGGCUCUUUUGAACAUUUGCUCAUCUCUUUAGGAAAGAAGAGGCUAUUUGCAUUCAGCUCUUAGCAGCGGAAGAAUAAUUGCACACUUAAUUCCAAAUUGAAGUUGACGUGAAGACAUUAGGCAUGGAGAAUGUAGUUGAACUCUCACUGUUGCGACCGCUGUGGAUGUCUCAAUAAGUGCUUUAUAUCUUAUGUGUUUGGUGAGGGUGGUACCUUGCACUGCCAAGAAGGAAACUACCCCUCUCACACACACACACACACAUUCACACACACUCACAGUCCUAUGGAUGCCAACCAUCGGGGACUACAGUGUGUUUGUGAUGCACCCUUAAACCCCAUGAAACCCCUCCCUUUUACCGAUGCCCAGAGACUGACCUGGGGCUACUGUGGACUCAUACAGAGGAAGAGCACUGUAAACACACCAACACAAAAAGAACACACACACACACACACAGUGUUGAUAGAAGAAUGGAUGGACAGACUGACUGGAUGCUGCUGCUCUGAAAAAACUACUGGCUCCAGGCAGGAAACAGCCAUGAACCAGUGACAGGGCUGGCUUUUUGUUUUUUGGGACGUGUCUGUCGGGACCAGAGGAGCACAGCAAGAAGGAAGGAGAGGACAAAAAUACUUUGUUUUGCCCCACUGUGUACAGAUCGCUGAGAAAGAUGUAGAAUAUCAAAUAUGAUCCCAACAUUGAAGAGGUACUCAGCCAUCAGCACUCCAUCCUAGUGUUGCAUGAUCCUCUGCAAGUGGACUGUACAUGUUUGAUAUGAUCAUCCUUGUACAAGUGCAUCAUUUUGAUCGAUAAUUUUUUUGGACUUACAGAAACUAAUAUUGUGGAACACUAAUGCUCUCUUUGGAAAAAACAAAAAAAACAAAAAACUAAAUAUGUCUGAUUUUUUGGUUCAAGGGUUGUACAGGAAUUCAUGGCUGCAUUUCAACAUGUUUACUUUUUCUGUGCCUCUUCACCUUUUGAAUAAGCCAAAGUAGACUGCAGUUGCUUUUGUUCUUGUUGAAAUACUUAAAUUAAUUUUAUUUGGUUCCAGAUCGAUAUUUAAAUCUCCGCAGUCCGUCCACUUUGCUACACUGAGCUGAUGUCUGCAAAGUUUCUGCAUAUUUUACCUGCAGCUAAAUUUUCCCUCAAGCAAGACACAAAAAAGGCUUGAUGCUGAUGGACUUUCUGUUUGCUUCCUGUUUACAUGUCAGUAGUGAUCUGCUGGAUCCAAUUCUUUGUGCCCCCACUUUAUCAAAGGCUGAAUAAUGUACCAAACCUUUAGCCACUAUUUAAGUUGUCAGCUCCUGGAAAACCAAAUAAGUAGGGGCUGAUCAGUACAAAAAUGCCCCCACUUUUUAGUGUUAAUUUUCCUGAAGCAGAAAGCAAAAAACACACUAGAGCUCUUUACACUGGUACUUGGUUAUGUCUUGAUAUAUUUCCCUUUAUAAUUAGGCUUUUACUUUAAUAUAACAUUGCAAAAAAAUAAAAAGAUAAAGUAAAACAUGUCUCAAGCUUGAAAAAAAAUGCAUGUUUAAUGCACGUUAUGCGCAUUUCCUCAGUUCUUACCCAUUUGUUUGCUUGUAAUAUUUUCUCUCACCCAAGGCUUUAAGUUCUGCUUUUUUUCUCACACAGUUGUUUGUAUUAUUCUAUUAUUUUUGCCCCGUUUUUGCUUGUCUGUUAUUGAUCUUUUGUUUGUUUUUAAAAUAUGUUAAGUAACUUAUUUCACUUGUACAAACAUGUUGAUAUUUAUUAUCAUUGUAAAUAUGUCCUUAUUUUUUAUAUGUGUAUAUAU